AGAAAUAAGACCGAGUGGCAGAGAAACAUCAGACCAGCCACACCAUAUACCAGCUACCUUAUUAAAACCUCACAAAACAAAGGGCUCAGGUACAUACAGCAUAAAUAUUUCAGAUACAUACAGCGGAGAGUGUUUAUGAGAAUAUAAACAUCGAUUGGGCAGAGGAGAUGAAGAGAGAAGAUGGUGAGGAGAUGAAUAUAUAUGCCAAUGCAGACACCAUAAGCAGUCAUGUUGUCAGGACAGAGACAGAGGACACAAAGAGACACAAAACACCUCAUCGUACAGGAAGUGAGUGUGUGAGGAACAGAAACUUCAGAGCAGCUACAGUGUGUUUGGGGGUGCUGUGUGUUCUUCUGCUGACUGCAGUCAUAGUGCUGUGUGUUCAACUCUUUAGAAAGACCAGACAAGACCAGUUUAACCCCAAGAAUAAAAACAUAUUUGAAGAGAGAGAACAGCUUCUUACCAAUAAUACUAAACUCACAGAAGAGAGAGACCAGCUACUCAACAACAAUACAAACUUGACAAAAGAGAGGGAUGGAUUAACAAAUGAGAAUCACGACCUAACUAAACAAAGUGAACAGUUCAAUCAGGAGAAGAAUGAACUGCAGAAGACUCUUCGUGAAAUGGAUGGAUGGAUUUACUAUCAAUUCAGUUUUUACUACAUUUCUUCUGAGAUAAAGAGCUGGAAUGAAAGCAGAAGAUACUGUAUAGAGAAAGGAGCAGAUCUGAUGAUCAUAAACAACACAAAGGAACAAGAUUUUCUUAAGGAAAAUUCUGGUAAAGAAAAUGUCUGGAUUGGUCUGACUGAUAGUGAGAAAGAAGGCACGUGGAAAUGGGUGAAUGGCAAAACACUGAACUCUGGGUUCUGGAGGUUUGGACAGCCCGAUGGUCAAAGAACAGAGAACUGUGCUUUAAUUACAUCAUCAGAGGUGCAUGAUUAUCCAUGUAAUGAUACCUUUAAAUGGAUUUGUGAGAAGAGCAUUUAAAAAUGUCAUUACAUCAAAUACAUGUUUAUUUUGUAAACUGUGAAUAUCCAUAAUUGAAUGUCAUUCAUGAGGACCAGGCAUUAUGAUAAGUGAUUCAAGACAACCGAAAGUCCAACAUGUAACCACAACUGUAACAAGGGAAAAAACAAAACAAAACAAAACAAAACAAACCAAAAAAUGUUCUUUUAACAAAUAUACAGUAUUUACAUUAUAUCUAUUAAAUGCUAUUUUAUUAUACAGCAAAACUUCUGUUUUUAAAAUGAACAAUAAGUUCAUUAAGGUUUUCAUUAAACACACUCUAUUUUUAUUUUAUUUUUCAUUAUUCUGUCCAGUGUUUGAAUGUUUGCAUAACGUUGGGAUGGGAUUUUUACGCAGGGCUCUUGAAUUCUUAAAUUUGAUAAUGUCUGGAUUUUGAUCAUUUGCAAUGAUGAGUAGCAAAAAGUUCAUUCACUCAUUAAAGAGUUUUUGUAAGCUAUUAUUUUGAUUUAAAAAUAUAUAUAUAUUUUUCUUGGAAUUAAAUAUUUUAAAGUAAUUCAUUUCAAAGCCGGUUGAUUUGUUUUUAGGCAUAUAAACAUAGUCAGAGCGUGUGUAAUGCUGGUUUUGAUAAGCUUCCCCACUUCAAAUUCAAAACUUAUUAACUAGUGAGGAGUGAAUGACUGAAUUUAGAUCAAUAAUAACAGCCAGCUAAAAACUUACUGAGUGCACCUUUAAGUAUUCUUGCUUACAUUACACUGUUUAGUUUCAAUAGCAGAAUAAGAAUAUUAACUUUCUAAUAAGUGACACAGGCCUAGGCUAUCAAAAAUAAAGCCGGUUAUUUUUCCAUUAUUGACGUUUAAAUCAGUCUGCUUGUCCGGUCGGGCAAGUAAAAUUCUCUUUCACUUGCCCCUUCAAAAAUCCACUUGUCCCAGACAAGCAGACAAGCGUUAAUGUUGAGCCCUGAUUAAAUACUGAAUUCAACAUUCUCAGAUAACAUUUCUUCUGCAGUAUAUCUAAAAUACAUGUACAUUGCUUUAAAUUAAUUUUAGAUAUUAUUUUAGAAAACAAGCCAAAAAAGACUAAUCAAAAACAUAUUUUGUUCCAGUGUAUAAUGGGCUAAGACUACACCCUCACCUUUAUGUUCACUUUGAUCCAUCAUCAACUCACAAAAAAAAACAAA
Molecule: messenger RNA, 2142 nt
Organism: Myxocyprinus asiaticus (Chinese sucker)
Lineage: Eukaryota; Metazoa; Chordata; Actinopteri; Cypriniformes; Catostomidae
Product: CD209 antigen-like protein C
Exons: 5
Coding region: 168-986 (272 amino acids)
Source: RefSeq, a predicted model, not a curated record